Babesia ovata is the source of this 276-nucleotide messenger RNA. RefSeq lists its product as uncharacterized. The record is from RefSeq and is a predicted model, not a curated record. Bases 1 to 276 code for a protein of 91 amino acids. The transcript has a single exon. Lineage: Eukaryota; Apicomplexa; Aconoidasida; Piroplasmida; Babesiidae.
AUGUGCUUGGAGAGCUUGAAGCGUGUGGAGUGCUUGAAGCGUGUGGAGUGCUUGAAGCGUGUGGAGUGCUUGAAGCGUUUGGAGAGCUUGAAGCGUUUGGAGAGCUUGAAGCGUUUGGAGAGCUUGAAGCGUGUGGAGUGCUUGAAGCGUUUGGAGAGCUUGAAGUGCUUGACGUUUUUGAAGAGCUCGAAGCGUUUGGAGAGCUUGGAGUGUUUGGAGAGUCUGAAGACUCUGAAGGUUCCGGAUCUUGCUGCUGGGAUGGUUUUGCAAAAUUGA